Molecule: messenger RNA, 1230 nt
Organism: Fimicolochytrium jonesii
Lineage: Eukaryota; Fungi; Chytridiomycota; Chytridiomycetes; Spizellomycetales; Powellomycetaceae
Product: Chloroperoxidase
Exons: 1
Coding region: 234-974 (246 amino acids)
Molecular function (GO): peroxidase activity
Source: RefSeq, a predicted model, not a curated record
CCGGUGCGCGGCAUAACGAAAGUCCGCCAAGGAUAAUCUGGUGUCCAGCGUAUCCGGCCUGCGGAUUGGCGCAACCGGAAGGAGCCCAACAUAUGCAGCAAAUGUGCAGAGAUGCGAGGCAUGAAAUGUGAUGGCGCCAGGCGUAUAUAUAAAGAGUAGCUGGCCGAGCCCAGUCCCCCCGACCUUCAACUUCAUACCCCACUUCCCCUUCUGUUCCGAAACCACAAACAGCCAUGUUCUACCAGAUAGCCUUCGCUCUCGUGCUGGCAGCCACUACUACCGCGCAGGCCGCGACCGUCCCGCAAUGGCAGAAGCCCGGGCCAACCGACGUUCGCAGCCCUUGUCCCCUGCUGAACGCCAUGGCCAACCACGGCCUCCUGCCCCGAGAUGGAAAGAACAUCAAGGCCACCCAGUACAUCUCCGCGUUGACCAGUAUCAGCAUCGGCCUUGACCUCGCCAGCGCUCUAGUCGUCGGCUCGCCUGCCGUCGGGGUGCCAACACAUUUGAGCGGUCUCACAUUCACGUUCGGUCUCGACGACCUGCGCACCCACGGCGCAAUUGAGCACGAUGCAUCUCUGACUAGGAACGACGCCUACUUUGGCGACAACUACAGCUUCAAUCACACCCUUUACGAUCAGUUUAUCAGCACGCAGAAUGCAGCUGGUCGUCUCGACGUGAACUCUAUGGCCAAGAUCCGCGCCCUUCGGUUGAAGCAGAGCAAAGCUACCAACCCCGACAACAAGUUCGGAUUCAAGGAGUCCACCCUUGCGCACGGAGAAGCUUCCCUAAUCCUCAACUACUUUGGCUAUGCAAACGGCCUCGAAAUCCCCACAAAUUACCUGGACGCGGUCUUCGUUGACGAACGUUUGCCUUACAACGAAGGUUGGGUUCCUCCCACAAGCUCGGUCAACCUGUUGAAGGUCAGUGCCGUCUCGAAGCAGAUAUCGGAUGCUGAAGCCAAGCUUCCCCAGUGAAGAAGCGGCUCUUUUGGAAGUAACAUAGGUGGACUCCUUCAUAUGAUAUGAGCCCACCCUCGUUGAUAGCGCAGUAUCGCCUUUCGUUAGGGUUUGUCUUGAAUACACAUAUAGCAUAUGCGGCCCUCAAACCUUGACUUCGAGUUGCCCGGGCAGCAACUACAAAAGCCUAAAGCUUGCACAUAGUGUAUGUCUUCAAUGGCCGAUUUCGGUCAGAGUUGCCUUCUAAAAAAUCGAAUAAUUCCUUCGUCACGUG